This is a messenger RNA of Heterobasidion irregulare TC 32-1, 351 nucleotides long. RefSeq lists its product as uncharacterized. The transcript is spliced from 2 exons. Lineage: Eukaryota; Fungi; Basidiomycota; Agaricomycetes; Russulales; Bondarzewiaceae. The annotation marks the transcript as partial. The record is from RefSeq and is a predicted model, not a curated record.
AUCAACAUCGAUGACAUCGAAAGCCGUGAUUUUGAUGCCUUUUUAUCAAUCUUGUAUCCCACGGAUUUUGACGAGCCUGACGUCUGCACCGUCGAGGGAUGGGCUUCUGUUCUUCAUCUCGCUAACAUGUGGAGCUUCAAUUCCAUCCGCAGGCUUGCCAUCACGCGAUUGACUGGCUUAGCAUCACCUGUCGACAAGCUUGUUUAUGGGAACAAAUAUGCCGUUGGUGAAUGGCUUGUCCCUGCUUACGUUUCUCUGUGUCAAAGGCAGGAAGUGCUUAGUUUCGAAGAAGGCCGCAGACUGUCCUCCGACGAUAUAAUCCUCAUCAUGACAAUCCGCGAAUCCAUCCGA